Messenger RNA from Triplophysa rosa, 3672 nucleotides. It is a transcript of the gene rbm20, whose product is annotated as RNA binding motif protein 20. Bases 1 to 3297 code for a protein of 1098 amino acids. Lineage: Eukaryota; Metazoa; Chordata; Actinopteri; Cypriniformes; Nemacheilidae. Gene Ontology annotation, molecular function: mRNA binding; zinc ion binding. Gene Ontology annotation, cellular component: nucleus. The record is from RefSeq and is a predicted model, not a curated record. The transcript is spliced from 14 exons. Gene Ontology annotation, biological process: regulation of RNA splicing.
AUGAAGCAAACUUGGGACAAGGGUGUUUUUGAGAACGGACAGUCCAAGAUUCCAGGGAAUGGAACCAGAACUACCGCUGAACACCUACAGAGCUCCACAGGAGACAAGCCUGAUAAGUCGUUGGCUCCUCUGGGCGGAGCUCUUGGUGGAGUGGGUCAAAACCUGCUGCUGAGUCCCGCCAGUCUUCAGUUGGCUCAACUUCAGGCCCAGCUUACCCUCCACCGUCUCAAACUCGCCCAGACCACCAAUACAGCUGCCGCAGCCUCUGUCCUCAAUCAGGUACUCUCCAAUGUGGCCAUGUCGCAGCCGCUUUUCAACCAGCUUAGAGGUUCCAGCAUGCCCCAAGCUCAUGGUGGGGCCUUCCCACCACCACCCAUAGCCUUCCCGUCCCCAAACUCAGCUCUGGGAACACUGGUUGGCAGUGGCUUCAAUCCAAAUCCUACUGGGAUCAGGCCUACCACUUACGGUGGGGCUUCCAACAAGAAGGUCAGUCAACACAAUGAGUACGGUAAAAAGACCGGAACGUAUUUGACGGAUACGGAUAGACGCCUACAGUUUGGAUUUCUGGGAGGGGCUUCAGUUGUGACUAGUAAGGCAUGUGAUGGUGGACAGUAUGGCGGAUCUCAACCCAGAAACAACGUCCAAAGCAAUUUUCAGAGAGACUUCUACUCUUCCGAAUCCCAGGUUAAACCAACAGGAUUCCUGGGAGGAGUUAGUGAUCAAAAUCUGGGAUCUCUGUCUUCAUCAGCACCAAAGGAGCAAUGGAAAGGCCCUGUCAACCUGGGAAAAAUGGACAUGGGUACAGGAGCAGGUUCUGGUGCUUGGGUACCAACAGGCCCAGGGUUUAUGGGCCAGAGAGCAGAGCUGUAUAACCCUGAGGAACCCACGGCAGAUCCCAAGUUCAACUCAGCAUGUGGCCCAGGAGUUGGUCCAUCCAUGGGGCAGCAAGGGGGGUUUCAACAGCAGCCGCAGCUUCACCAGGGGGAGGAAGGGGUGAGGAUGUCCUUACAACCUCACCAGCUCAAUGACUUUCAUGGGACAACACCUUCACACCUACCUCAUCAGUGCACCAUUUGUGAGAAAAAGGUUUACAACUUGAAGGACUGGGACCAGCAUGUGAAGGGCAAAUUACAUCUACAGAACUGUUCGCUUUACACCGAGAGCCCUAUGGUCGGAGGAGUGCACUUCCCUGUGUCGUCUGAAGGAUGUCUCAACAUGGCACUGAGUAACACAAUGGCGUAUUCAUCAGCUGCCGGUCAAGAUGUUUCAACUGGAAGCGCAUCAUAUUUGCCUGCCACAGCCAUAAAGUCAUUUCCUCUCACAGGGGUGGGAUUUAAUUCACACCAAUCAGAAGCAAAGUUUCUUCAGCGUAAAGCAUGUCCUGGUCGUGUCGUCCACAUCUGUAACUUGCCGGAGGGCAGCUGCACUGAGAAUGAUGUCAUCAACUUGGGUCUACCCUUCGGGAAAGUGACCAACUACAUCCUCAUGCGCUCGACACAUCAGGCUUUUCUGGAGAUGGCAUACGUGGAGGCGGCUCAGGCUAUGGUGCAGUACUACCAGCUGCAGCCAGCUACAAUCAACGAACAGAAGUUACUGAUCCGUAUGUCUAAGAGAUACAAGGAGCUACAGUUGAAGAAACCAGGUAAAGAUGUACAGUCUAUAAUUCAAGACAUAAAUUCCCAGAGAGAGCGAGAUGAAAUGCAGGAGAUUGACAGAUACCUCCCAGAACGAGCAAGAUCGCGCAGUCCAGUGAGCCGUUCUCAAAGUCCUCGCUCUCACAGUCCAAGCUUCACUUCAUGUAGUUCUGCCCACAGUCCACCAGGGCCACCUGGUCGACCUGACUGGAGCAACGGAAUGGGGCCGCGGCGGGGCUCCUGGGAUUGGUCAUCCCAUUUGCGUGGCGAUGAUGACCCACGUGACAGAGAUGUCUGGAGGAACGGUGAUGAAGACAGACCCAAUGGUUGGUUGUCAGAGCGCAGGAAGCCCUAUCUUAAAUCAGGGGACCGGAUUAGUCCUCGUAUGGGGCCCGGAGACGAGCGAGGCAGAGACUGGUACCCUCGUGAAAGUCCUCAGGGUUCCUCUUUCUCCUCCUCUUACCACUCCAUAGACGACUUUUACAAGAAAGAUUCAUUGUACAAGAGUGAUAAACAAAGCAGGUCGCAACAUCACAGGCAUGAGGGUAAAUCUAAAAGGAGGGAGGGUGGAGACCACAGACCUCGGCAUUCAGAAUCAGAUGUGAUAGAUGACACAAACUCCAAUCGGAUGGCCGAGGACAGAGGACGUAGCAAGAGGUCGAGCCGGAGGCAAGAGAAAGAAGAGCGUGAGUCUGAGAAUCAGAAAGAAGAAAAUCCAGCAAAAGAAAGAUCUUCCUCUCCUCAUAACAUCAAACCUUCAGAGCCCAAUAAGUGUGAAAAAAACAGAGACAGUGAGGGUUUAGAUAGUGGAGAUGAUGGAGAGGAAGAGUCCUGGUAUCCUAAAAGCAUGGAGGAAUUGGUGACCGUUGAUGAAGUUGGAGGAGAGGACGACUCCAUCGUAGAGCCUGAUCUACCUGAGCUUCAAGAGGAGGACCAGAACGUGGAGGCUGGAACGCAGGCAGGAGUCAGUCCUAACCACAUUGAGAAGAACGCCCCAAAACAGGGUGAGGAGCCCACUCUGCACCCUUCAACUCUUCCAGCUCUGGAUUUGGCUCUGGAAGAAAGCUCAUGUGGAGCUCAGCCCAGCCCCAAAGAGAUGUCCCCUGCCACAUCUCUUCAAGAGCAGCCCAUCUCACAACUUAUCCAGUUUCCCUCUCAGGAGUUUAAGACAGCUUUGGAACAAAGUUGUACCUCCACGGAAAUGGAGCCGCACAUCAACGCAACCACACCAGCUGGUCCACCCAACCCUGACAGCUCAUGUGAAAAUGGGAAAUUAACAGACACGCAGUUGAGCAACGAUGAGAGAAAGGUGAUAGAGAUGGACGACAAGAAUCCAUGUCUCAAACCAGACAACGAGAAGAAAGAUAUCCCUGACACGUCACCUGCUCCUUCAUCUCAGAUGACAGAGGUCUCGGCACUCUCGCCCUCCCAUGAGCAGGAGAAAGCCAUCAGUGAACACAGCAUACCGUUAGGUGUGGAGUUCAUUGUGCCAAGGACAGGGUUUUAUUGCAACUUGUGUGGCUUGUUUUACACCAACGAGCAAACGGCCAAGACGUCACACUGUCGGAGUACAAUUCACUACAGGAAUCUACAGAAGUAUCUAUCGCAGUUGGCUGAGGAAAGUCUUUUAAACUUUCACACUGGGUCGGCGAACACGGAAUGAAGCAUAUGUAAGAGCAGGAUUGCGACGCUGCCUGGACAACACAAUCUGUUCAGAUCAACAGAGACACAAAACAGGAGAAACAGAGCACCUGAAUCUUUUAGCACAUGACGUUUUAAGAGUAAUUAAGUAAUGACUUUACUUAAACGAAAAGAGUCAACAAAAAAAUAAAAGUUCUUGAUGAAUGUUCACACUUUUGUUUUCCACACAAAAGCGAAUAGGCCUGUUGCUCAAUAAACAUCAUCAAUGUCAUAAAUAUGCAAAUAUGAAUGUCUCAGGGUAUACAAAUAUACAGUGUGAAAUCAAAACACCCGAGUAAUUAUUAACCUAUGUUAUCAUAUGUGACAUAUAAAACAAUAUAACCCAGAAUUAUUUUUU